AGGGAAGAGAGGGAAGUCAAAAUGGAGCCGGCAACGUUGGAGCAGUCGGCCACAGUGGAUGAACUGGUGGAAGCCUGCAUCAACGCUUUUGAUGAGGAGGGGGCAGUAAAGGACUCGUCAGUAGUGCGGAUGUUUCUGAUGAUGCACCCCUGGUACCUCCCCUCAACCGACCUGGCCAAGAAACUACACGCCAAAUCCGAAGAGGAGUCGUGCACAGAUGAAGUCAAGUCCAAGAUCUGCCAUCUCGUCAAGUAUUGGAUCAGUGAGUUUCCAGUAGAGUUUGACUUGUGUCCAGCGCUGGCAGAUGAGAUCAGGGGGCUGAGGGACAAACUCAGCAAUGAGGACGCCACACAACAGCAGAGUCAACUCAUAGAUGUGGAGAGUGUGCCAUCGUAUAAGUGGAAGCGCCAGGUGACCCAGCGAGUUCCCUCCAUGUCUAAGAAGAGGAAGAUGUCCCUGCUAUUCGAUCACCUGGACUCCUGCGAACUAGCUGAACACCUCACAUACCUGGAAUACAAGUCAUUCUGCAAGAUACUGUUUCAGGACUACCAUAGUUUCGUGAUGCACGGCUGUACGGUUGACAACCCCAUUCUGGAGCGCUUCAUCACACUCUUCAACAGCGUUUCCCAGUGGAUCCAACUCAUGGUGCUCAGCAAACCCACAGCGCCACAGAGAGCCGUCGUCAUAUCACACUUCAUACAGGUCGCACAGAAAUUGCUCCAGCUGCAGAACUUCAACACCCUGAUGGCCGUGGUGGGAGGACUCAGCAACAGCUCCAUCUCCAGACUGAAGGACACACAGAGUCACAUCAGCAGCGACACCAACAAGGCCUUCAACAGUCUAAUAGAGCUGGUCUCCUCCUGUGGCAACUAUAGUCAGUAUCGGCGUCGCUUCUCCGACUGCUCCGGGUUCAGGUUCCCCAUCCUGGGAGUUCACCUCAAAGACCUCAUCGCAGUGCAGGUGGCGCUACCAGACUGGGCCGAUAAAGAGAAGAGUCGAGUGAACCUGAACAAGACACAUCAGCUCUACGCCAUACUGCAGGAGCUAGCACUCAUCCAGACCAGCCCUCCCAGAAUAGAGGCCAACCCAGAUCUCCUCAACUUACUCACGGUUUCUCUGGAUCAGUAUCAUACAGAAGAGGAGAUCUAUCAGAUGUCUCUACAGAGAGAACCACGCAAACCCUCCAACUCCAACUCGGCCCCUGCCCCCGCCCCCACCCCUAAGCCCUCCUCCUUGAUGGAUGAAUGGGCCGCAUCAGUGAAGCCCAAAGCUGACCCCGCCAUCAUCACCAAGCACAUACACAAAAUGGUGGACUCGGUGUUUAAGAACUUCGAUACGGACGGGGAUGGCUACAUAUCUCAGGAGGAGUUCGAGAGCAUUCAGAAUAACUUCCCGUACCUCAGCAAGUUCGGAGAACUCGACCAAAACCAGGAUGGUAAGAUCAGUCGUGAGGAGAUGGUUGACUACUUUAUGAAGGCCAGCUCACUACUGAACUGCAAGAUGGGCUUCAUCCACACCUUCACAGAGGCCACCUACGUCAAGCCAACCUUCUGUGAACACUGCGCUGGCUUUAUAUGGGGCUUCUACAAGCAAGGCUACAAGUGCAAAGUGUGUGGUGUGAAUUGCCACAAGGCGUGCCGCAUGCGUCUGGCUGUGGAGUGUCGCAAGAGAGCGAAGAGCAUCAGUCACGAGACUCCGCCCGCUCUACAGGCUCGAUCCAUGAGCUACCCCCCGCCCUCCAACACACACACACACAACCUGCAGAACACAGUCAUCGCUGAAGAGGACAUCGAGACAGUGGAGGAAGGUGUGUUUGAUGUGCACUUAUAGCAAGACCUGGGCCAGCUGAGGACAUGAAAGAGAACGAAUCUCAAAUCUCCACCAUCAUCUCAGACCAGCUGAGGACAUGAAAGAGGACAAAUCUCCGAAUCUCACCCAUCAUAUCAGACCUACACUGGGUUGCCAGAUGGGAAAAACAGCCCAAUCUGGCAACACUGGACCUACACAGUAAAUGUUGUGGUGUUAAUUCAACACUUAUAGAGUUCAUUUAAGUCCACAAAUGAUGUUAAAUCAACUCUGCAAGUGAUAAAUGAGCACUGCUGAAUUUACUGUGUACAAGCAUUACCACAAACACACAUACGUAUCACACAUACAAAUCGUAUAGAUAGGUUUUCCGUUUAUAAACAUUCGCGAUGUGAGGAGGGGGAGGGGCAAGAUGCUAAGCAGCCAACCACGUCAGCACAUUUUUGGAGUGACAGCAGUGUCCAGCAAUCAGAGGUUGAAGAGUGUGCAGCCAGAGCCGCUCAGCCAGGUAUUGUUUACAAACGGGAACCAGUGUUGCCAAAAGAAAAUCA
This is a messenger RNA of Engraulis encrasicolus (European anchovy), 2354 nucleotides long. Its product is annotated as RAS guanyl-releasing protein 2-like. The coding region runs from base 22 to 1830 and encodes 602 amino acids. The record is from RefSeq and is a predicted model, not a curated record. Gene Ontology annotation, molecular function: calcium ion binding; guanyl-nucleotide exchange factor activity. Gene Ontology annotation, biological process: Ras protein signal transduction; positive regulation of GTPase activity. Lineage: Eukaryota; Metazoa; Chordata; Actinopteri; Clupeiformes; Engraulidae. Gene Ontology annotation, cellular component: plasma membrane. The transcript has 17 exons.